AGUACUGUAUUGGGUCCACAUUGAAACACCCAAACAUUAUCAAGACAAUUGAUAUCAUUCAUGAAAACAACCGAUACUUUGAAAUCAUGGAAUACGCACCCAUUGACUUCUUUGCCGUCGUGAUGAGUGGGAAUAUGUCUCGAUUGGAAAUCAACUGUUGUUUAAAACAAAUAAUCGAGGGUGUGAACUACUUGCAUAAUCUUGGAUUGGCCCAUCGUGAUUUAAAGCUUGAUAAUUGUGUAAUCACCACUGAUGGGAUUUUGAAGAUUAUUGAUUUUGGAAGUGCCGUCAUCUUCAAGUAUCCCUAUGAUCAGUACGGUUCCAAAGAUGCAAUCCACCCAUGCCAUGGUAUUGUUGGGUCUGAUCCUUAUCUUGCUCCAGAAGUUUUGAAAUCACCAAACUCUUAUAACCCACAACCCGUUGAUCUUUGGUCAAUUGCCAUUAUCUAUUGUUGUAUGACUUUAAAGAGAUUUCCUUGGAAGAUCCCCAAUUCCGAAAAGGAUAACAGCUUCAAAUUAUAUUGUAUGGAGGAUGACAACUGGCAUGAUUAUUAUUUAAGUAACGAAUGCCAUAAAUUGUUGUUGCAACAAAGGAAAUUAAAGAAUAUGAUUGUCAGGCUGAACAAAAAGAAGAAGCAAGUGGAGCAAGAACAGGAACAAGAGGAAGAAACCCCAGAACCUAAACCGGAAUCGGAAGAACCAGAAAAACCAACUGAAGAAUCAACAGAAGCAAUGGAUAUAGAUAAAACUCCUUCGAUACAAACGGUGCAAACCGAUACCGAAAUUCUUUCCGAAACUCAAGUCCAAGAAAUUCUCGCUCAACUCAAAGAAAUUGAUGAUAAAUUACAACAAUACGAAGUGACUAAGAAUGAAAUGAAACAGAAAUUUAUAGAUCUGCGUCUGAAGGAUCCAGCCUAUGCCGCUCAAUUACUUGCUGAAGAAGAAGAACGAACCAAACAAGCCGCGAAGCAAGCGGCUAAUCCUGAUGAAAAGAAGAAACCACAACAUAAACAAAUUCAUGGUCCUUAUAGAUUAAUGAGAUUGUUGCCUCAUGCAUCACGUCCAAUAAUAUACAAGAUGCUUCAAGUCGACCCUAAGAAGCGAGCAACAUUGGAGGAAAUAAUGCAAGAUGAUUGGAUUAAAGAAAUUCAAUGUUGUACUUUAAAGAGAGUCGCAAGAAGUGCUGAUAAUAUUGGUGCUAAUUUUGAUGAAGAUGAUGAUGAGCUUUUAAUAAAGGGUACUCCUGAACAUGAACAUACUGUAGUGUUGGAUAAUUAAAGUGAAGCCUUUGCCAAAAAAAAAACAAGGCGAGCUGAAUUUUAAAUAGAGUUAUUUAGAUCAGGAUAUGAAUUAAUUUAUAUACUUUUUGUGCAUUU
This is a messenger RNA of Spathaspora passalidarum NRRL Y-27907, 1375 nucleotides long. RefSeq names its product putative serine/threonine protein kinase (gene HRK1). Gene Ontology annotation, molecular function: ATP binding; protein serine/threonine kinase activity. The coding region runs from base 87 to 1277 and encodes 396 amino acids. The record is from RefSeq and is a predicted model, not a curated record. Gene Ontology annotation, biological process: intracellular signal transduction; protein phosphorylation. Lineage: Eukaryota; Fungi; Ascomycota; Pichiomycetes; Serinales; Debaryomycetaceae. The transcript has a single exon.